Penicillium cataractarum is the source of this 939-nucleotide messenger RNA. RefSeq names its product phytanoyl-CoA dioxygenase family protein. The transcript has a single exon. The record is from RefSeq and is a predicted model, not a curated record. Lineage: Eukaryota; Fungi; Ascomycota; Eurotiomycetes; Eurotiales; Aspergillaceae. Bases 1 to 939 code for a protein of 312 amino acids.
AUGGCUGGCCUGACAGAAUCCCAAGUGGCCUCGUUCCGCGAGAACGGCUACCUCGUCGUCCCUGACUAUUUGAGCCCAGCUGAGAUCGAGUCUCUCUUGGCCGAGACCGACACUCUUCUCAACGACUUCUCGUUGGACUCGCAUCCACUUACGCAAUUCACCACUGGCGAUGAUGACCAGGCCGAGCACGUGGGCGAUGACUACUUCUUAAACUCUGGCGACAAGAUCCGGUUCUUCUUCGAGCCGGACGCGUUCACCUCCGAGCCUGAUCCGCUCACGGGUCGCCCCGCACUGAUCAAGCCAAAGAACCUGGCAGUUAACAAGAUCGGACACUCUCUGCACACGCUCUCGCCUCCUUUCAAGGCGAUCUCUCUGAACGAGCAAAACGCUGCCGUAGCGAAAUCGCUCGGCUUCAUGGACCCGCGCGUCCUCCAGAGCAUGGUCAUCUGCAAGCAGCCCUCCAUUGGCGGCGCGGUUCCCUCGCACCGCGAUUCGGAAUUCCUUUACACGAACCCGCCAUCAGCGGUCGGGUGGUGGUACGCCCUGCAAGAUUCGGGACCCGGCAAUGCGACGCUGGGUAUGUGGAAGGGCUCUCACAAGGGUCGGAAGGGCGGCCACAUCGCCCGCCGAUUCGUGAGGAGGGCUGAUGGCAAGGGUACCGAGUUUAUUGAGAAUGACGGGCCUUCGGUGCCGAAGGGUAUGGAGGAGGAGAAGGUUGAGGAACCUAGUGAUGAGGAUUUGGAGAUUUUGACUGUCAAGGCUGGAUCUCUGGUUUUGAUUCAUGGGAAUGUGCUGCAUAAGAGUGAGAAGAAUACUAGCCAGAAGAGCCGGUAUGCUUAUACCUUCCAUGUUAUUGAGGGUGCUGAGGGGUGGGAGUAUGAUGAGAGGAAUUGGUUGCAGCCUCCUGAGGGUGGGUUUUCGAGGUUGAAUCAGUCGUGA